AGGUGGCUUCCAGCCAUGGCUGCGGCGAACCCCUGGGACCCAGCGUCCGCACCUAACGCUGCCGGGCUACUGCUGGGCCAUUUCGUGGCUUCAGGGGUGGUCACUCAGGUGUGUGGGGGCGAUGGCGUCAAUAAGGGGGUGCACACCGUGGCGACAGAAGAUGGCUGAUAUGUUAAAUAUAUCUAAGAAAUCAGAUUCUUGCUUUGUGAACUUCUCCAGACUACAGCAGAUCACAGAUAUUCAAGCUGAAAUCUAUCAGAAAAACCUGGAAAUUGAACUCCUAAGACUAGAAAAAGAUACAGAAGAUGUUGUCCAUCCUUACUUUCUGGCUCAGAAGUGUCAUACUCUGCAAAGCAUGAAUAAUCAUUUGGAAGUGGUGCUCAAAGAGAAGCGGUCCCUCAGGCAAAGACUGUUGAAACCCAUGUGCCAAGAAAACUUGCCUAUUGAAGCUGUUUAUCACAGAUACAUGGUACAUUUAUUGGAGUUGGCAGUAACUUUCAUUGAGAGAUUAGAAAACCAUCUUGAAACAAUUAGAAAUAUCCCUCAUGUAGAUGCAAAUCUAAAAAAAAUGAGCAUGGCUUUAGCAAAGAUGGAUAUUUUGGUGACUGAGACAGAAGAACUGGCAGAGAAUAUACUGAAGUGGCGAGAACAACAGGAGGAAGUCUCCUCUAGUAUCCCCAAAAUAAUAGCUGAAGAAAAUUUUCUUCAUAACUGUGAUGUUAUCAUAUCUCCUUUACCUUUUACUUCUAAAGUUAGUGUCCAAACUAUUAAUACCAAGUAAUUAUCAGCUGUAUAUUUUUGAAUUUUAUGUAGUCCUGUGAAGUUCAUUUUUAGUCAGUUAUAACAUGAAUAUUUAUAGACUUUGCUGCUGACAAUACUGAAAGAGCCCUUUUUAUAUUGAAAUACUGAUUCCAAGUUCAUUAAGACCAACUGAAUUUUCCUUUGUUUUUCAUAUAUUUUCAUUCCACUUUUCAGUAAAAUUCAAAUAUAACUGAUAAUUUAUUAAUGUGAGCUCAUUAACCAUAUCUUAAGCAGCAGUCUUUAUUAUGCAGUUUAAAAAAAAAAGUUUGUUUCUGAAUUAGGAGAGUCUUGAAUCUGAAAGUAUGUUGAUUAUUUCUGUGGACUGUUACUAAGUGUGCAAAAAAGAGUCACAAAGCAGACCUGGCUGCUGUCCUGUGAAAGGCCUGGUUGGCUGUCAUCUGGGAACUUAGAUUUCAAGAGGGUUUCCUCCACUCUCACUGUUAAGAGUUGCUUGCUGUGACUGAGGUGUUUGCAUGGUUUGGUUUGUACUGAACAUCUGUUUUCACCCUGGGAGUCUAGAAUUUUGGUACAUGCUAGGCAGAAGGUACCUAUGUGACUAGCCUGCAGUAAUUACCCUAGCACUGCAACUUGAGUGAGCUUUUGUGGUAGACAACAAUUUCACACAUGUCACAACUCAGUUGCUGGGAAAAUUAAGCACAUCCUGUUGGAUUCCACUGGCAGAGGACUCUGGAAGCUUGUACCUGGUGUCUGCCAGACUUCGCCCCCAUACACCUUUUUCCCCUUUGCUCUUUUUGCUUUGUAUGCUUUUGCUGUAAUAUAUCAUAGCCAUGAGAACAAAAAUACACAGGAUUCCUCCAAGCAUAUCAUCAAACCCAGGGCAGGAGGCGGUCUUGGGGACCCUGACACACUAAGCAGUUCCUGAGGGUGUUCAUUGACAGCCUUAGGAAUAGGCAAAGAAGAAAAGUAGAUCAAAGCAAAGAAAAAGGCACAUUAUGGUAAAACUUUCAGAGGUUUUAUCUUAGAAAUUGCUCAGAUAUUUUACCUAUCUGAGGUUAUUAUGCAUAUAAAAGGGACUGGUAUACUAACACUUUAUCUCAGAUUGUAUUCUUUUGUAUCAGUGGUACAACUAUCACUGGCUUAUUUUCAGACUUGGGGUUCUCUUUUCUUUAAAAUGUAUGCUUCAUUACUUUUAUACUGUUGCAUUCUCUGUAUAACCAGCGUUCACUCAUCUUUGUAUUCAUCACACACUUUAACACAUGAAGAGCCUCAACACAGUGGAUGAGUUAAGUUGUUCAUAAGGAAGCAGGAUCAUCACCAAAAACUGUCCUGCUAAAACAUGUUUUGAAGUCUAUUUUGCUGACUUUUGCAAAUGGGAUAUAGAAGAGUGGUCCUAAUUUCCUGAAUAUUGCCUAGACACUUUAAGCAAAACUUUUAGUUGUAUUCAUUAGAAUCUGUUGAAGCCCAGCCUUGAUUUCAGACAUCCUGCAAAGCUUUUUCUUCAUUUGAUUUCAUGAUUUUCUUCAUGAUUUCUUGAUAUCUUGUCAUUAAUAUUGGUAAGUCUGGUUGUUUUUUGUUUUAUUUUGGGGUUAUUUUGUCUUUUUCAAAAUAAAAAAAAUAAACCUGCAAGUUCUAACUAAAA
This is a messenger RNA of Camelus dromedarius (Arabian camel), 2401 nucleotides long. RefSeq names its product HAUS augmin like complex subunit 2 (gene HAUS2). Gene Ontology annotation, cellular component: mitotic spindle microtubule; HAUS complex; centrosome. NCBI's taxonomy places the organism in Eukaryota, Metazoa, Chordata, Mammalia, Artiodactyla, Camelidae. The record is from RefSeq and is a predicted model, not a curated record. Gene Ontology annotation, biological process: spindle assembly; microtubule nucleation; centrosome cycle. Bases 122 to 781 code for a protein of 219 amino acids. The transcript has 6 exons.